Molecule: messenger RNA, 2527 nt
Organism: Ostrea edulis (European flat oyster)
Lineage: Eukaryota; Metazoa; Mollusca; Bivalvia; Ostreida; Ostreidae
Exons: 6
Coding region: 495-1394 (299 amino acids)
Molecular function (GO): growth factor activity
Source: RefSeq, a predicted model, not a curated record
UCUGUUUAACUUGACAAAAACAACUUGUUACAUAGUUUGUAUGUAAAGUUGUUUUAGAAAUUGAUCUUGUGUGAGGAUUUCUUGGCAAGGAUUAAGAAAGAGCUAGUAGUCAGCUUAUAUUACACCACGGAUGGACCACUAAUGAUUUCACCUGGUUCUUCAAGAGGUUUGAGACAGCAUCAUUUCACUGGCCAUUCUGGUAAUAAUAGCUACCUGAACACAGAGCCUCAGCGCCCCUCACAUCAAAGAAAAGACAGAUUCAUUUUGAUUGUUGCUACCCUCACAGAGAAAGAGAGAGGGGAUAGACUUUCCUUUAUGUUAUGAGGACCUGCUCUAAGGACAUCUGAUGGAGAGAGGUACAUUGAAGGACGAGAGGACCUGUUUCCCACAAAAGAAUUAUUUUUAAGAAAGUGCUAUGAAUGUUCGGUGGAAUUGGGCAGGCGUGGAAUUCCAGAGUAGUCCUUUCCAGCUCGUGAUAUGGGUUGUUUUAAGAAAUGAACUCUAACUUACAUACGACUCCAAAGAAGUUUUGUUUGCAUGUUUUUACGUAUUGCGUGGUAGUGAGCCUUAUCGUUUCACUCGGAUCCACGGUCUCUGUGAGACCCGAUCUUGUCGGAAUUACCCCUGGACAAGGACGGGAAGACAUAACUCAAAAAAAGAUGUUUCUGAGGACCAAAAGCCAUCGUGCUCUAGAAAUCUUGGAAGACGGUUCAGUACGAGGAACUGCCUGUGCAGAUACCAAAUUUUCACUUCUUCAAUCUGGGUCUCACAACCUAGGCAAUACCGUGUUCGGAAUAGCUGCCAACCGGUACCUGUGUGUUACACCUGACGGUGUCGUGUAUAGUUUACCGAAGGACAAAUUCGAUGAAGACGAUUGUGUGUUCAAUGAGACAGUUGAAUACGAGCAUUUUGGAGAAAAGUCUAAUCCGGGGUACCGGGAGUAUUCCAAAUACCGACACAAAAAGCAUGGAAUCCGACUGGGGAAAUCCGUACGAAAGUAUCACCUAGCGUUAGUGUGCAAUAAGGCUAUAACAGUAAGCAUGAAAAAACACAGAUUGAAAUAUGAAAACGAGACUCUGUUUCUUGUGGACCGUACGAACAAAGACCUGCUUAAUCUACAAGAAACGAAUUGCAAGGAUCCGUCCACUGUCGAUCUUAGUUGUAAAAAGAAAACAUCCUAUACGAAAAAGUGUUCAGAACAACUGAAGAGAAGGGGGUCAAACGGCAGGAGCAAUGUCAAGUUCUGUCGGAAGGUGAUGAAAAACUUUUUUAGCGCAACUCUUCGACAGUUGAGACUGUUUAGAAAACGCGACUGUUAUACCGUGUUAAGUGAGUACAACAAAUGUAGACGGCGGCGGCGACAGCGACGACAGCAGAGAAAAGGACCUUCAUGAAGGAAAACAAGUCUUUCAUACAGGAUUUAGAUCUGAGUUUCCACUAUUUGGGAACGUGACAGCUAGUCUAUGAAGCAGCUACCUGUGUAUGGUAACCAGGAAGUGAUGUCACGAUCCAGGAGGACAGUGUCUGUGAUGUGAUGACUUGAAGCGUCUCACAUAAUAGGCAGAAAAUCAUUGGUGCAAGAUGACUUUCUGCAAUUGAUUCAUUAUUUUGGGAAAAGAAUUGUAGUAUGUUCUCAUUCACCACUCGUCAUUUUUCUUCAAAUUUUGCGCAUUUUCCGCCAUUUGUUCACAUGUUGCAAUAUGAUGCUUGUGAUUGGUGGGUUUAAUUCAAGUGGUGCUCUCAGGGCGAUGACGUAUGUAUGUCGUAAUGGCGUUUCUAUGCUGUUUUCACUCACUAUAAUGUCACUUCAGAAGUGCAAUAGGAUAUUUUUGAAAAUUUCUGUUAGGAGUGCAGCGAGGGUUAGGACUGCAAUUGAAGGGUAAUGAGAGAGAGACAGAGAGAGAAACACGAUAGAGAGAUAGCUCAUAUUGUCAAAGAGUAUCUUUAUCCAAGAAGUGCCAAAUUUACUAACUCCUGUAAAAAGAUAAUUGUGAAUAUAGAUCUAGUUUCUUAGCAUUUGUAAAAAUUGUACAAAAGUUUACAAAGUACAAGUCUGUUUGUGUGUGUGGUUUUUUUUUUUUUUUUGUCUUUCUUAAGCAUGACAUUUUUUUUUAAUUUAAGACCAAUAUCCUUUGACACAAAUUCAAAAGCCCCGUGUUCCUUCUGUUACAGGCUUUAGCUACACAGAUCAGCGAUUCGUUGCCUUGUCGAUCUUUGUAUUGUAUUCUCUAUUGACUUGGGUAUUUCGAUAGCGUGUACAUUUAUGAUCAAAUACUUUAUUAGUAAUUAUGAUUGAACUAGAGCUGCACUCCAAACACCUGUUUUUUCUAUAUUGUAGUAUUUAUAUAUGAUGCCAGUAUUCAAUGCCAAAAAAAUGCCCUUGAUAUGCGAUCGUGUCUCAAUAUGUGUAAAAAGCAAGGGACUUAUAAUUUAAAAUACAUUGUUGUCAAAACUUAACUUAUGAACAAAACCAACAUCAUUUAUAGCUGUUGUUAUAAAAUUGUAUAUUAAAACUUUUUAAAGAUUU